UGACUACCAAACGACAUAUUCUACUCAGGAAAUAACAAAGACCGACCAAAACCCAACUACGCCAACGACAACCUUAUCAUCUACUCCCCACCCUCUCUCUCUCUCUCUAGAGUGCCAGAGAGAAAGAAACACAUCAUAGGCCCCAGACAAGGAGCAACAAAACGAAACACCAUGUGGUACACAAUCUGGGUUUUUGUGUAAGCAUUUAUUCAUAUGUAUUCAACAGAGAAAGUGAUUCGUUGGACUAACCAGAAUCAAGAUCGGACCACCCUUUUUUCUGUGAAUACAAAGUAAAAACCAUGGUGGGUAUUUUCUCAAGGUUCUCUGCCAGCAGAGCCAGCCAUCGACGCACCCAGAGUGCCAUUGAUGAAAGGGAAGUCUUGCCCCCUAAUUCGGAGGCUAGUGGUGCAGCAACUUCUGCGGCCACUGCAUCUCAUGGGAUUGAAGUAGCAGUGGAGUUUAAGCCAGUUGAACAUCCAAUGGAGCCUCUUGACAAUGACAGACCAAUUCAGUGCCCAUUACCUGAGCCUUCUAUUCUCAAUGAUGGAAGAAUUUGGAAGGAGAGAGUAUCAGCAACUGUGCCAAGGAGAGGUGACUUGCCAGUGAUGAUGGAAGGCGGGUCUCUUGAACCUGAAGCUGCUGUGCUGAAACCAAGAAAUACACGGCCAAAUCGUAUGAUUUUACCAUCUCUUAGUGCCCCUGAACAUAACCUUCUAAACUUACUAGAAGAAUGUAAUGCCACCUCUGGGAUCUAAAACCUGGUACAUCAUUUCCUAUUUGGUAUUUAAUGGUCAUAAUUUUCUGUACAAUUUCAAUUGCUCAUACUCUGUGUCUACACCCCUCUUUUUGUAUUGUAUAUUUUAUAAAUGGUUAUAUUGAAUAUAAAGUAUUUACAGAUGUAUCAAUGUCACAGUUACACAAGAUUGUAAGUUACAAAGUGAACAUUUUCUCA
This is a messenger RNA of Fragaria vesca subsp. vesca, 952 nucleotides long. RefSeq lists its product as uncharacterized. NCBI's taxonomy places the organism in Eukaryota, Viridiplantae, Streptophyta, Magnoliopsida, Rosales, Rosaceae. The transcript is spliced from 3 exons. The coding region runs from base 300 to 755 and encodes 151 amino acids. The record is from RefSeq and is a predicted model, not a curated record.